Messenger RNA from Pseudogymnoascus verrucosus, 2178 nucleotides. RefSeq lists its product as uncharacterized. The coding region runs from base 302 to 1936 and encodes 544 amino acids. The transcript has 12 exons. Gene Ontology annotation, molecular function: basic amino acid transmembrane transporter activity. Gene Ontology annotation, cellular component: fungal-type vacuole membrane. NCBI's taxonomy places the organism in Eukaryota, Fungi, Ascomycota, Leotiomycetes, Thelebolales, Thelebolaceae. Gene Ontology annotation, biological process: transmembrane transport; basic amino acid transport. The record is from RefSeq and is a predicted model, not a curated record.
UACGAGCCCGUGCGUGAACAGAGCGAAUAGGGUUAUUUUACUGUAGGUCGUGCACAGGGAGAUUCUCUUUCCGGGGUUCCGUCAUAGUCUGCUCCUUUAGAUUCGUGAUUGGGUUGUGGGAUUCGCCGCCUAUACAUCCGCCUCUCGCUAUCUCGUCUUUGACGCCUUUCAGUAUUCAUGUGCAUUCUCAUUAUCCUCGUACUCCUCAUCUUGCAGCCACAUACCCCGCAGUUGAACCCAGGCUGUUUUCUUUCACACGCAUAUCAAGCGCUGGCAUACUAUCCCAAAGGACCGGCUUCCGAUGUCUUCCUCAAGUUCCUGUACGCUAUCUCGAAGGUCAAGCAUGAGCGGGUUUGGUGAAGAAUCUGCGGACGAAACAACCCAGUUACUGCCAAAGCCAGCAAAACCCGAACCGGAGAAGAACAGUAAAAUAUUUAGACUAUGGCAGGUUGGAGCACUUAUCGGAAUCCUCUUGGCAUACGCGGAUACCUCUCUUGUUUGGGCAACUCAUGAGACGAUAGCAUCGCGAUUUAAUAGCCUCCAGAACUCAUCAUGGAUGAUGACGAGUUUCACGAUGGGGUAUUGCGUAACUCUGCCGCUGUAUGGACGAUUAAGUGAUAGUUAUGGUAGCUUACGCCCUCUACUGGUGGCGUACUGUACAUUUUGUAUUGGUAGCACACUCUGCGGAAUUGGUCAAACUUACUGGCAAGUGAUUUUGGGCAGGGUUGUUGCCGGCUGCGGGGCAUCGGGGAUGGUCUCUCUGGCUUCUAUUAUCAUUACAGAGCUCGCUGACUCUUCGGAUGUCGCGGUUUUACGAAGUUACGUCAACAUAGCCUCAACAAUUGGACUCUCAGGGGGUGGUCCGCUUGGCGGUUUUCUCGCUGGAGCAAUUGGAUGGAGAUGGUUAUUUCUCGGCCAAGUCCCAAUCGCAGCUGCAUCUUGUUUGCUUAUGGCAAAGAGUUUCGAAGUUAUGUGUCCAAAAGUAGAACAGGAAGAGGAACCGCAACGAGAAGAACCUGUCCUGGCCUUCGAUUUCCCGGGGGCGAUUACUAUUGCCAUAUCGAUAUCCUCGCUUUUGGCAGUAAUUGAUUUACAGGGCUCGCUAUCUUGGUCGCAUCCUCUUGUUCAGAGUUUGAUUGUUAUUGGCGCAAUCUCCACAUUAGCGUUUCUUGUCUUCGAGACCUUUCCCGGUAACAGGGAGCUCUUGAUGCCUUUAAAGCUUUUGAAAACCGAGAUUGGUGCAUUUUGUGCUGGACAGUUACUUAUCGUUGCGAGUGGUUAUGGGUUCGUUUCUCAAAUAGCACCUUACUUUGCAAAUACUCGAGGAGCUUCAGAUGCGGAAGGUGGGGGGCGUACAGCUCCUUUCAGUAUCGGAAAUGCAAUCGGCGCUCUGCUCGCAGGACAAAUAAUCAAAAGAUUUGGAACAUACAAAAAGCUUUCUAUUAUCUCGCUGUUCUUCUGUAUCGCCAAUUCGGUGGCUAUCCUUAUCCGAUGGCCUCAUACUAUUGGCGUCUGGGAGGGAAUCAUGACUACUUUCCCAUUCGGUCUCUUUGGUGGCAUAGCCCUCUCCGCACAGUUCAUCGGCUUGUACCAGUGUUCUUCGAAGCAAUAUAUGGCCACAGCCAUCAGCAUGUACUAUAUGAGUCAACAAAUCGGUGUCGCUCUGGGCAUAAGCAUUAGCUCGGGGCUUCUGAAGCACCAGUUCCACGCCACCUUACAGAAAAUAAUGACCGAAGUGCCAGGAUAUACAAAGGAUCAAAUUAUUCAGAGAAUCUUGGAUGAUUCUUCUGUCGUGGCACUGCUACCUGAGGCAGUCCAGUCACUCAUACGCCAGGGUUAUCUUGCAAGUUUCUGGGUCGUACCAGUCUUUGCUGUGUCAACACAGGCACUCACCAUUCUCCCUAUGAUUUCUACGACGGAGAAGUAUUCAUACUGACUGUAAGAUUAUUUCUGGUGGGCACUGCGUAUUUGUAUCUUGGGAAAAUUAAUGGACGAUGUAACAUUUACGGCCAGUACAAUGUGCCUCGUGUUUAGUUUGGGGGACUCUUGUUUAUGUGUGAAAACUGUGGCAGUACGGCGCUAAAUAGAAUGGAUUUUUUUUUUGGAAUGAUGAUGUUUUCGAAGCUUUUGUGCGCGGUUAGAAUAGCUUGGAUAGAUAAUGGAGUACAUGUACCGAUG